UAGCGCUCUUCUGUAAUAGGAGGAAGUCGUUACAGGGGAAAUAACGCCGUGAUACUCGGAUAGAAAGAGCGCAGUUUGUGUUCGUGUGGAUGUGUGAGAGUUGUGAUCUGAAGAAAUUUGCAGCUAGAGUUGAUUUUAUUCAUUCCACUCUUACUUUAGUUACCAUACGUUUUCUCAUUUAGCUAGCUUGUUAGCUAGACAGCGUGCAGGCUAGUUUUUCACCUCAAUGUAGGUGGCUAACAUUUAACGUUAGCUAAUUUACCUAGCUGGAUAGCAAGCUCUUCCUCGUUCGCUGAUAAAUCCGGAUGACUGGCUCCCGUUGAAGAAUUACACACCACAGCGAUAGCUGGCUAACUAGCUAUCAGAAACGCACAUAGCCGAAACGUUAUGGAUAGCACAGGGGAAGAGUCAAUCGGUGGUACUGGGUUGUCCAGCGGAACGAAUCAGGGCAGCGGAACAGAACAGUUGUUGCCGAGUUUAGGUAAUUCUGUGCAGGAUCACUCGAGCGGGGCUAACCCUGGAUCGCCGUCUCCAGCAGCAGCUGCAGAGACCGGCCUAGCCGUUAUGGCUCCGGGCAUUGCAGAUAUGACCACUUCUUCGGUGGGAAGCGGGUUUGGCACUGCUAUAGGUGUCCUUGGUACGGCAGUAGGCACUGCCAUUUUGGCACCGUCUUCUGCCACCGCGACAGUUUUACCACCGAGCAUCGGUUUGGGGGUCACCGGUACUCCGAACUUGGCCGGGGCAGGUCUCCUGUCCCAUAUUCACUCCACUUUCUGGGAUCCGACUGUAAGCACCGACUGGGACAACGAGAAGCCAUCCCAACAAUGUGUUCUCCGGAUAAAAAGGGAUAUUAUGUCCAUCUACAAGGAGCCCCCUCCUGGCAUGUUUGUAGUUCCUGACCCCCUCGACAUGACAAAGAUCCACGCUUUGAUCACGGGACCCUUUGACACACCUUAUGAGGGCGGAUUCUUUCUCUUCCUCUUCCGCUGCCCCCCGGACUACCCCAUCCACCCGCCCCGCGUCAAGCUCAUAACCACGGGCAACAAUACUGUGCGAUUCAACCCUAACUUCUACCGCAACGGCAAAGUGUGCCUCAGCAUCCUCGGGACCUGGACUGGCCCGGCAUGGAGCCCUGCUCAAAGCAUCUCCUCAGUGCUCAUCUCCAUCCAGUCUCUGAUGACGGAGAACCCCUACCACAACGAGCCUGGCUUUGAGCAGGAGAGGCACCCAGGAGACAGUAAGAACUAUAACGAGUGCAUCCGCCAUGAGACACUGCGUGUGGCCGUGUGCGACAUGCUGGACGGAAAGUGUCCCUGCCCUGAAGCGCUGUGGAGCGUGAUGGAGAAGUCCUUCCUGGAGUACUACGACUUUUACGAGGGGGUCUGUAAGGAGCGCCUGCAUCUUCAGGGACAGACCAUGCAGGACCCGUUUGGGGAGAAGAGGGGCCACUUCGACUACCAGACCCUGCUGUCGCGGCUGCAGGCCACCCAGCAGCGGCUGCGGGAGAAGUGCCGCCUGGAGGACGAGGACGGAGACACGGAUUCGGACUCCAGCUCCUCGGGGACGGACCCGGACAGCCAGGGCAGCUCCGGACCCCCGCCCAGACCUUAACUGGCCCCCCCCCCACCUAACCCCCGCCUGUCCGCUUCCUCUCCGGCCUCAGGACUGCAGCUUAAAUGGCGUGGGGUCAGUGAGGGGGGGCAAGCGGGCCCUUGGUCUCCCCUUUUCUGUUCAGGUUUAACAAACUGCGCCUUGUUUUGUCCCCCCCCCCCCUCCACAAACUACACUAAGUACUGAAAGGGUUAAUGAGGACUGGUGGGUGUGGCUCUGAUAAAUGGGCGUGGCUCUUCAGCUGAACUGUGGGGCCUGUCUUUUUGGCUUUUCUUUCAGCCCACAGAAAACAGGGCAGAGGCAAAAAAAUAAAGAAAUGUAAAAACCAAA
This is a messenger RNA of Anguilla anguilla (European eel), 1941 nucleotides long. RefSeq names its product ubiquitin-conjugating enzyme E2Z (gene ube2z). The record is from RefSeq and is a predicted model, not a curated record. NCBI's taxonomy places the organism in Eukaryota, Metazoa, Chordata, Actinopteri, Anguilliformes, Anguillidae. Gene Ontology annotation, cellular component: nucleus. The transcript is spliced from 7 exons. Gene Ontology annotation, biological process: negative regulation of apoptotic process. The coding region runs from base 388 to 1611 and encodes 407 amino acids. Gene Ontology annotation, molecular function: cysteine-type endopeptidase inhibitor activity; ubiquitin conjugating enzyme activity.